CCUGUCCCUGUCCCUGUCCCUGUCCCUGUCCCUGUCCCUGUCCCUGUCCCUGUCCCUGUCCCUGUCCCCACAGACACGCCGUGGCAGUGACUCCGAGAAGCGCAGCCUGGACAGCCGGGGCGAGGUGGCCGGCAGUGGCCGUGCCAUCCCCAUCAAGCAGAGCUUCCUGCUGAAGCGCAGCGGCAACUCCCUGAACAAGGAGUGGAAGAAGAAAUACGUGACCCUGUCCAGCAACGGCCUCCUGUUCUACCACCCCAGCAUCAACGACUACAUCCACAGCACGCACGGCAAGGAGAUGGACCUGCUGCGCACCACGGUCAAGGUGCCGGGCAAGCGGCCGCCCCGCGCCAUCUCGGCCUGCGGCCCCUCGGCCAGCAUCAACGGGCUGCUGCGGGACCCCGAGCCGGGCGCCGGGGUCCCCUCGGUGGGGCUGAGCCUGCCCCCCGAGCCGGGGCUGAAGGUGGUGGGCAAGGGGUCCCUGCAGCGCUGCGCCUCCGCCUCCAGCGCCAAGCUGGCCUCAGAGUCCCCCCUGUCCUUCGAGGCCGUGUCCAGCCCCGGCAGCGCGGGCAGGGACCCUCCUCCGUCGCCGCUGGUGGACAGGAAGAAGCACCGGCGGAAGAAGCUGACCACGCCGUCCAAGACCGAGGGCUCGGGUGGGCAGGCAGAAGAGCCCUGGGUGCAGGUGACGGUGCCCGGGGUGGGAUUGUGCCACGGGCCACCUGGCAACCACGGCGAGGGAGAGCUGUGGGCACAUGAUGCCACGUGUGACGCCAUGCUGUGGGUCACGUGA
This is a messenger RNA of Ficedula albicollis (Collared flycatcher), 790 nucleotides long. Its product is annotated as arf-GAP with GTPase, ANK repeat and PH domain-containing protein 2-like. NCBI's taxonomy places the organism in Eukaryota, Metazoa, Chordata, Aves, Passeriformes, Muscicapidae. Bases 296 to 790 code for a protein of 164 amino acids. The transcript has 6 exons. Gene Ontology annotation, cellular component: nucleus. The record is from RefSeq and is a predicted model, not a curated record.